This is a messenger RNA of Trichomonas vaginalis G3, 510 nucleotides long. RefSeq names its product actin-related protein 2/3 complex subunit 4 family. The coding region runs from base 1 to 510 and encodes 169 amino acids. The transcript has a single exon. The record is from RefSeq and is a predicted model, not a curated record. Gene Ontology annotation, biological process: Arp2/3 complex-mediated actin nucleation; actin filament polymerization. Lineage: Eukaryota; Parabasalia; Trichomonadida; Trichomonadidae. Gene Ontology annotation, molecular function: actin filament binding. Gene Ontology annotation, cellular component: actin cytoskeleton; Arp2/3 protein complex.
AUGGCAAAUCCAUUAGCCUCAUACCUUGCAGCUAUUCGCAGAACACUUCAGGCAUCACUCUGCCUUCGUAAUUUUGCCUCACAGGAAAUUGAGCGCCAAAACAAGCCCGAAAUUGAAAUCGGCAAGACACCAGAAGUCAUUGCUCGCCCACUUUUGAUUUCUCGUUCACAGUACGAAAAGGUCUACAUCGAAACAGCUAUCAACAGUGUCCGCAUUUCCGUAAAAGUAAAGCAAAUCGAUGAUGUCGACAGAAUUCUUGCAAAAAUGUUCAUGCGCUUCCUUGCUCAGCGUGCUGAUCAAUUCCGUAUCAUCCGUCGUAAACCAAUUGAAGGUUACGAUAUUUCCUUCCUUGUUACAAACGUUCACACAGAACAAAUGAUUCUUUCCAAGUUAAUCGAAUUCAUCAUCACAUUCCUUACUGAUGUCGACAAGGAACUUUCAGAUAUGAAGAUUACACUCACAAAGCGUGCUCGUAACUGCGCUGAGGAAUAUUUGAAGAUUCUCGUCUAA